GCACCAUGAACGAGGCGACCGACAUCAACAAACUCUGCGCUUCGGUCCUGGAUGACUUGGCAAAAAAUAUUCAGGAAUAUCCCGAGAUUUUUUCAGACGACUUGCCAAGUGGACUGCGACCCGAACGACCCCAAGACCACGAAAUCAAGCUGGAGCUCGGCACGCAGCCUACUGUACGAACUCAAUGGCGCUUGACUCAGCCUGAGCUACACGAAUUACGGAACAAACUUGACUACCUGCUGGCAAAAGGGUUUAUUCAGCCGAGCACGUCCCCGUUAGCAGCACCGAUCCUGUUCACCCCAAAGAAGGACAGUGGACUUCGCAUGUGUACGGACUAUCGUGCCCUUAAUCGGGUAACGAUUAAAUCGCGCUUCCCAAUCCCACGCACGGACGAGCUGAUUGAAAACCUUCACGGAGCUCGCUACUUUUUGAAGUUCGACCUUCGUGGCGGUUACCAUAAAAUUCAGGUGUUCGCUGACGACUGCCACAAGACCGCGUUUUAUAGUCGUUGCGGGAGUUACGAGUACACGGUGAUGUCAUUUGGAUUAACGAAUGCCCCCUCGACAUUCCAGCUCACCAUGAACGGGGUGUUCCGCGAUCUACUUGACAAAUGUGUGAUAAUUUACUUGAAUGACAACCUGAUCUACAGUAAGACCCGGGAGCAACAUUUAAAGGAUUUGGAAGCGGUUUUUCAAUGGCUGCAGCAGAAUCGUCUCAUCACCAAGGGCUCCAAGUGCAAGUUUUUAAAACAAGAACAGGAGUUCCUGGGGCACGUGAUCUCCACGGAGGGGAUUCAAAUAGACCCGAAAAAACUCAGGGCUAUUCAGGAGUGGAAACUGCCAACAAAGCUGCAGCAACUACAAUCAUUUCUAGGUUUUGUGAAUUACGUAAGGUGGUUUAUACCCUUCGUGGCGGGGUUAAUUGGACCUCUAACCAGCCUACUGCAUAAGGGAGCUUCUUACGAAUGGGGGGAGAAGCAGCAAGCUACGUUCGAGGCAUUAAAAACUAUUUUAAUUUCGCCACCCGUACUUCGCAUCGCUGACCCGGAACGGCCCUUCGAAGUCAUCACCAACGCAAGUGACAUCGCCAUUGGAGCAGUGCUCAUGCAAGUUUUCGGCAGUGGUCUUCAACCAAUCGUGUACGAGUCUCGGACAAUGCAAUCUGCUGAGUGCAACUACCGGGUUCACGACAAGGAGAUGCUGGCGAUUGUCCACGCGUUCAAAAUCUAGAGAUGCUACCUGACUGGAGCAGAC
Molecule: messenger RNA, 1253 nt
Organism: Closterium sp. NIES-67
Lineage: Eukaryota; Viridiplantae; Streptophyta; Zygnematophyceae; Desmidiales; Closteriaceae
Source: the annotation of a GenBank genome assembly